Molecule: messenger RNA, 5382 nt
Organism: Mobula hypostoma (lesser devil ray)
Lineage: Eukaryota; Metazoa; Chordata; Chondrichthyes; Myliobatiformes; Myliobatidae
Gene: apbb1
Product: amyloid beta (A4) precursor protein-binding, family B, member 1 (Fe65)
Exons: 14
Coding region: 383-2668 (761 amino acids)
Biological process (GO): regulation of DNA-templated transcription
Cellular component (GO): cytoplasm; nucleus
Molecular function (GO): amyloid-beta binding; transcription factor binding
Source: RefSeq, a predicted model, not a curated record
UCCAUUCUGACCCCACACAACCUUCCCCAUCUUCCUCCCCCUCAUUCCCCAUUCUCAACCCAGCACUACCUGUAACCCUCAGUCUGACCCACUCCCUUCGCUGGGACCCCUGGCACCUACCGCUCCGACAGCCUGCCCCAGCUCCCACACAUCUCUGUCCCCCAAACCUCACCUGAACGAGUUCUGAGCUGUUAGGUGUUGAUCGAUUUAGAGGGGAAGGAGUUAGCUGCAACACAGGGAGGGGUGGGCUUGGAUUUUCCUAUUGCUCCAGUCCGGAGCGAAUGAGGAGGAGUGAGAUCCCGUGAGCAGCAUCGCAGCCCUCAGUCCGCGCGAACGCGAGCAGUGAGCAGGUGCAGGCAGCUCACGCCUCUGAUUUGAAGGGAUGGGGUGUCUGCGAACGUGUUUGUGUGUGAGCAACUGGAGCUUCCUACCCGGAGCGGGGAUCCGGGCUGAGGCGAGGGGUCGGAGAGGGAGAGAUGGAGCGGAGAGUCGUCCCUGGAGCCAGAGGGCUGAGGAGCAGAGUGAUCCAGGGACCUCGUCAGCCGCCAUGGCAAACCAGACCGACGUGGUCAACGUGAAUGGCUGCAUGGCUCCUUCGCUGACCCUUGACUUGCGGUCCUCCCACAACGAGCUGCUCAAUGCGGACCUGAGACGCUGCGGCCAACCCAAGGGCCGCAAGGUCUACGCAUCAACGGACCUGCAGGCCGCCAUGGGGCUGGCUGCGGACGCCAACUCCAAGUGGGUGAAGGACGGGCGGAACCAGAUGCGCAAGGCGGCAGAGCACGAGAGACAGGACCAGAACCGCAACAUCACCAGCAAGGGAGGAGAAGAAGGGGACGCGGUGAGCAAGGACCAGGCACCAUCUCCGGCCAAGGUUGCUGAGCCUGUCCCCAGCAGGAGUAACGGUUUCCUCAGUUACUACAUGGGGCUAGAGUUGUCCCUGGAGGGCACAUCCCAGAACCUGGACACUCAGCAAUCCUCACACCUCUACCGGCAUCGAGGGGAUGCUGAGAGCUGCCUGGUGCAGGCGAGAGCACAGAUCACUGCGAAUGGGGAGCAAACAGCAGCAGAUGCUGGCCACAGUAGGUUGGACCUUCCCCUGGAGGGCCCCUCCGACGACAGGAAGGGAUCCUGCCUCUUCUUCGGGAUGAGGAAUACCGCCGCUAGUGACGAAGACUCCAGCUGGACCAGCCUGUCCCAGGGCAGUGUGUCCUGGAGUUCACCUGACGACAUUGAUCCCAUUUGGAAUCGGAACUCGUUCGAGACGGAUGCGGAUUUGCCAGCGGGCUGGAUGAGGGUGCGCGACACGUCAGGCACCUACUACUGGCACAUUCCCACAGGGACCACACAGUGGGAGCCACCAGCUCUGAUCGGCGAACAAGAUGGUUCCCGAAAACCGUCUGCCAUGUCACAGUGCACCACCCCCUCGGAGGAGCCGCAGGAGGUACUAACCCCGGCCGAGACCACAGACACCAGCCUGAAGGACUUUGAGGGGGCAACAUUACGAUACGCAUCGUUGAGUCUUCGAGGUCCAGAAGAUGAGGAAAAUGCCAAAAGGUUCAUCAAUAUUGAGGAUGAGUCGAAGUGCUUUGCAGUCCAGUCGCUGGGCUGGGUGGAGAUGCUAGAGGAGGACCUGGCUCCAGGAAAGAGCAGCGUCGCUGUCAACAACUGCAUCCGCCAGCUCUCCUACCACAGGAGCAACUUGCACGACGGAGCAGGCACCUGGGGCGAGGGGAAGGAGAUGCUACUGCUGUUGGAGAACGAUACUUUGAACCUGGUUGACCCUGGCAGCCACAACUUGCUGCACACGCAGCCCAUCGUCAACAUACGUGUGUGGGGUGUCGGCCGUGACAAUGGGCGGGACUUCGCCUAUGUGGCGAGGGACCGUCUGACCCGAGUGCUUAAGUGUCACGUGUUCCGCUGUGACAGCCCAGCCAAGGCCAUUGCCACCCGGCUGCAUGAAGUCUGCUCCAAGAUUAUGGCGGAUAGGAAGGAUACUAAGUCCUCGAUGAAUGGAUUGCUCUUCGACCAUUCCAAACUUGUUGACGUCCCCUUCCAAGUCGAGUUCCCGGUGCCCAAGAAUGAACUGGUCCAGAGGUUCCAGGUGCUGUAUUUGGGGAACAUCCCAGUGACCAAACCUGUCGACAGGAGGAGCGUCUGGAGGGUGGGGCUGGGAGCCAGGCCAGGCUCAGUGCUGCACAGAUCAGGUAUGGAUGUAAUUAACAGUGCUCUGGAGAGUACGACAGUGAAUACCAGCAGAGAGAGCUGGACUCCUGUUGUCGUCAACGUGGCAUCCGCAACAGUCACUAUCGUCAGUGAGGAGGCCGGUGAGGUUCUGUCCGAGUGUCGGGUGCGUUUCCUCUCGUUCAUGGGGGUAGGACGAGACGUCCACUCCUUUGCCUUCAUUAUGGCCUCUGGCCCCGACCAAUUCGAUUGCCACAUGUUCUGGUGUGAACCCAACGCUGCAGGGCUGUCCGAGGCUGUACAGGCUGCCUGCAUGCUACGUUACCAGAAGUGUCUGGAUGCUCGUCCCCCUGGGCCGGGCUCUCCCCCCACCGUGCCGUGUGCAGACUCUGUCGCCAGGAGGGUGGGCUCUAGCGUCAGGAAGGGAGUGCAGUCCCUGCUGGGUUCCCUCCGACCCAAGCGCUCUGGCUCACAGACCCCCUGACUCGACAUCCCACCUCCCAGCAAGAGCCCCCACUCACCCUACAUCGGAUUGAGCGAGUCACAUUCUCCCUCUGCACCCCCCCCCCCAGUUCAGCACUCAUUGUUCCACACCUCCCCACCCACACAGACUGGAACGUGCCUUUCCCUGGUUAGUGUGACAACAACCUGCAACCUGUAACCUCUCAGCUUUCCCUUCCCUCCCACCCCACCCUCCGCAGUGGGAGGGGCUGGCAGCCCCAUCACUACUGCCCCCACCCUGUCUUCGUUCUCCGUCUAUAACCGUCUGGGUCCCAGCCGUGUACCUACUGUCCGUCUCACCCUCUCAUCGUGCCCCACCCUCCUGUACCUCUUACCCCAGGGUCUCCCCCUCACCCAGAGCACUGGGUUAGACACCCUCCCCCAGUCCUCGGAGCAGAGUUAGGCCAUUCAGCCCAUCAAGUCUGCUCUGCCAUUCCAUCUCAUUGGCAUUCUACGUGGGUGAUGCCAGUUCUGGGGUGGGGAGGACCUCAGGAAGGGGUACAGCAGUGUUGGCAGGGCAGUGGGUUUGUGGGGGUGGCGAGGAUUUGGGUCCUGGAGCCCGGCCUUUCUCCCGUCACCCCCACCAGCACCGAUCGAAACGCCCCUACUGUCAUCAGAAUAAACAUCAGUGUUACCUCGCCCAGUGUCAGUGUCUCAGUAGACCAUUGCCUCCCCCUUCCCCCUCCCUCUUCACAUCACCCUCCCCUACCCCCCGUGUCCCUCCCCCCCCACCUGCCUCCCUCCCUCUUCCUACCCGUCCCCUAUCAAUAGGUGGGUGGGAAUGCUUGACCCAGUGCGUUGGGAGAUUACGGGGUAUCCAAUGGAACUCUUCCUCAUCCCUCACUCCAUUGCCUGUCAUUGUCCUGGCCCGAGCAGGCACUGACAGAUGGUGUGAAGGGUCACGGCGGGAGGUCACUGGGGUCAGGGGUGACAUUGUGGGAGCCGCGGGCCUUGGACACUCAACCAUCCAGUCUCAGGGAGUUCCUCAAGGUGUGACCCAUGUAUAUUUAAUUUUAUUUAUUGUUACUUUAUUCUAUUAUUUUAUUUAUUUUAGAGAUACAUCUUGGAAUAGGCCCUCCAGCCCUUCGAGCCGUACAUGUAGCAACCCAUGACACCCCCCCACCCCCAAUUUAACCCUAACCUAAUUCCGGGACAAUUUACAAUGACCAGUUAACCCAUCUUUGGACUGAGAGAGCCAGAGGAAGCGCACGCAUUCCACUAGGAGAACACGCAGAGACUCUUUACGGACAGUGCUGAGAUUGGACUGCAGAACAAGCUAAGCUGUAAUACUGCCGUGGUGCUUACAGACAUUUUAUUAAAUGUUACCAGAACAAAGACCAGAAAAAUCAAAGAAAAGGAAGUGCUGGUCAUCUCAUAUUCAGUAGAGGUAACAGCAUUUCAAUUAGUCUAUAAAGUAGUCAGAUUGAACUGGCACGGCAGCUGCCACUGUACACCCUACCCGUGACUGCAUGGGUUUCCUGCCGCCGUCCAAAAUGUACCAGGUAGUAGGUUAAUUGGUCAUUGUGAAUUGUCCUGUGAUUGGGUUCGGGUUAAAUCAGUGGGUCACUGGGCUGGAAGGGCCUGUUCACACUGUAUCUCUAAAUUAAUAAAAUAAACAAACACUGAGAAGCUUCUAGAAAAAACAGAAUCAGUUAUGCUGUACUUACUAGCAAGUUCAUUCAACAGCUGGCACAGAGACACACACGGUGGCCGCCUCCUGUACCUAGUAAACCGACCAUUGAGUGUAUGUUUGUGGUCUCCUGCUGUAGCCCCUCCACUGUGUUGUGCAUUCAGAGAUGCUGUUCUGCACACCACCGUUGUAACGCAUGGUUAUUUGAGUUACGGUCGCCUUCCUGUCGGCUUGAACCAGUCUGACCAUUCUCAUUAACGGGGCACUUUCAUCCAGAGAACUGCCACUGACUGGCUGUUUCUGCUUUUCACACCGUGCUCUGUAAACUCGUGACUGUUGUGCAUGAAAAUCUCAGGAGAGCAACAGUUUCUGAGAUACUCAAACCGCCCCGUCUGGCAGCAACAAUCAUUCCGUGGUCAGAGUCACUUGGAUCACAUUUCUUCUGCAUUCUGAUGUUUGAUCUAAACAAGAUAUGUUCACAGGAUAAUUUUCAUGAUCCUCCCCUUGACCCUCUCUAAUAACAACAUAUCCUUUCCUAGAUAUUAGAGCCGGGGUCUCAGCUACCCACUUGCAGAGGGCAGAGUGAGACAGGCAUCUGUAUCAAGUCUGGGAAUAGUGUCAUGCACCAUACCAAUGGGCAAACUGGAAUUCUGGAAAGGAUCGGGCCAGCCAACAGGAAUGUGCUGCGGAUGGUGGCUGAGAAGGAGUAACACCCUACAUCACCCAUUCAGAAUCAUUUCUCACAUGUAAAAUGGAGACACAAAACACUUGGUAUGGUCCAAUAGAACGAAGUUAGUUUUUAGUGCAGCGGCCAUUGUUUGAGUGGUCCGGUGUUAAGAGUGGGGAGUUGAGGUUUCGGCCAGGAGAGGCAUAGGCCAAAGGUAGGUUUUCUUUGUUAUUUGAUCUUUCUUAUUGCACAUUUAGAGCAGUGGGGAUGUCAGGCAGGAGAGAGGAAUGCUCCUCUUGGGGGAUGUGGGAAGGCAGAGUCCCUGAUGACUAUACCUGCAAAAAGUGCAUCCAACUGCAGUUUCUAAAAAUCUGUGUUAAGAAGUUGGAGGUGGAACUGG